Molecule: messenger RNA, 728 nt
Organism: Panonychus citri (citrus red mite)
Lineage: Eukaryota; Metazoa; Arthropoda; Arachnida; Trombidiformes; Tetranychidae
Product: protein max-like
Exons: 3
Coding region: 119-433 (104 amino acids)
Biological process (GO): positive regulation of transcription by RNA polymerase II
Cellular component (GO): RNA polymerase II transcription regulator complex
Molecular function (GO): DNA-binding transcription factor activity; protein dimerization activity
Source: RefSeq, a predicted model, not a curated record
GCUCUUGCGCAUUUCCAACUCAUAGAUUUUUUUAUUUAGACUUAUUUUUAUUUGUGAAUUGUAUUGAAACUUGUGUUAAUUAGGCCAUUUUUUGGGUUAAAUUGUGUUUAAUAAAAUAAUGAGUGAUGAAGACAUGGAUAUGGAAAUCGAGUCGGAUGCGGACAAAAGAGCCCAUCACAAUGCUUUGGAAAGGAAAAGGAGAGAUCAUAUCAAGGACAGUUUCUCAAGUCUAAGAGACUCUGUUCCAUCACUUCGUGGAGAAAAGGCUUCUCGAGCACAAAUAUUGAAAAAAGCAGCCGAGUACAUCCAACUUAUGAGGAAAAAGAAUUCUAUCCAUCAACAGGACAUUGAUGAACUGAAAAGACAGAACAAAGUUUUGGAGGAGCAAAUCGCUCAGAUUCUGGCCAAUUACACUGUUAAUGAACCGAGCUGAGAGAUCAAGUGACAGUUCUGGAAGCAAAACAACAUAAACUCUUCAUGUGUGUUUUGUGUUUACUUUUUUUCUGAUUUCAAUCUCAGCUUAAUCUCUGUCAGAUCUUUCGUGAGAAAACAAAAAUAAGACAACAUCUAAUAAUUUGUAAAAAAAAAUACAUGUGACGAUAUCAAAUUAAAUUAGAUAACUCUGAGUAAACCAACAAACAAAAAAGAUAAAACCAAUUGGGCAAUUUAGCCCACUGGGAGCACGAAAAAUGUUCAAAAUAAAUCGAAUCAAUUUAACACAAACUAAA